Messenger RNA from Alternaria infectoria, 870 nucleotides. RefSeq lists its product as uncharacterized. The transcript has a single exon. Bases 1 to 870 code for a protein of 289 amino acids. The record is from RefSeq and is a predicted model, not a curated record. NCBI's taxonomy places the organism in Eukaryota, Fungi, Ascomycota, Dothideomycetes, Pleosporales, Pleosporaceae.
AUGUCUUACCGCGCCUUUCACGACAUGCCCACCGAGCUUAUCGAGGCCGCCGCAGGCUACAUGGACGACGCAGAUCUUCUUUCCUUUCGCUUGACAUGUAGACAUGCAGACGCGAAGACCCUACGCGUAGUCGGCAAGCGCUUCUUCUCCAGCCUCAAGACCACUCUGAUGGCGUCCGACCUCGAAAAGCUCGACGACAUCUCUCGAAGUGCGCGACUAGCCAAAUACGUUAGGAACAUCCGGAUCGAAGACGACCAACUAGAGGUUGUAUCAUCUAUGCCCUCGGGCGAAGGCACUUGUCUGGAUCCAAGGGCGCUAGCGAUAUUGAGAGCGAGGCAUUGCAUCUGGCUGCGCGAAACAAUGGUCAUCCCUGAGGUAGACAAGGCCGCCGUUGCCAAAUUGAAGACGAUACUCGAGGAACGCCUCUUGUCUCUGGAUACCCUUGCUAUUCACUACUCUGACACUAGAGAUGAAGAGAAAGCUACAGAAGCUACCAUCGCGCUCGCUCAAGAGAUCGUUCUAGACGGGAAACUUGCCAGUACCGCAUUCUCAGUCUACCUCAGUUCCCGAGGGCUUUCCUGGGUAGGAGCCGUCUUGACUCUGUACCUUGAUCGAUCCAGAGAAGGCUUGGAUAACAGACUGCUUCAGAAUGUGGGAUUGCAGCUGUUGUCCGGUGGGCCUCCGUUGGACCACCUGCUUACCUCAGUUUCCGAGGAGACGCAAAGGUUGGGACAUCUCCGAAUGGAGUGCACAGGACCGCAAUACGCCCUACUUGUCGGCCUCGUGCACCAAGGAAGGUUCGUGCCCAAGCGGACGAUCCUGCGGUUUUCGUCGUCAAAGACGUUUCGGCGAGUUCGUCAGACAGUCUGA